Messenger RNA from Brettanomyces bruxellensis, 900 nucleotides. RefSeq lists its product as uncharacterized. Bases 1 to 900 code for a protein of 299 amino acids. NCBI's taxonomy places the organism in Eukaryota, Fungi, Ascomycota, Pichiomycetes, Pichiales, Pichiaceae. The record is from RefSeq and is a predicted model, not a curated record. The transcript has a single exon.
AUGUCUGAAGCCGAAAAAGAAGUCCAACAACAGAAAGUAGAAGAGCAUGAUGCCCCUAAACAGUCCAAUUGUCUCGAAGACAUGAGUGACCAGGAGCUUUUUUCUCUUCUCACGAAUGUUGUUGAUAUCAUAAAUCGAAGAAGAGGCAGACUUAGCAAUAGUGCAGAGAUUGAGGAAUAUCAAGAGACUGCAAUCGAGAACGAAUCGGAUUCUGAGAGUUGGUGUGAUCCAGAGAAUGAAAAAGAAGAGGAAGGGGAAGAAAGGGAAAAGAAGGAUAAGCAGGAGAAUGUCGAAAAAACACAAAAUGCAAGGGGAAAAUCAGAUGGUCAGCCCAAAGUUGGUCAUCCAUGCCAUUGGAUGAAGCAUCAUCCGGGCCCUGCAUAUCCGCCACCUCCAUUCCCACCCCAAUUUGGCCCACGGCCGGAAGAUUUCUGGGGCAUGGGACCGCGGAGAAACUUUCCGCCUGCAGGGCCACCGCCACCUCCGGAAGAACCGAUUGAGGUCGGCGUAACAUUUACCCUCCCUAAGCGCAGGGAUCCGCCACCACCUCCACCACCAUCUUUCGGCUUUCGCGGCACCCCUAACUUUUUCCCUCCGGGACCUCCUCCCCCACAUGGCGGCCCACCUCCUCCACCGGGACCUCCCCCACACGAGUUCCCUUCGCACGGAGAAAAGCCUAGGGGCCCUCCGAGACACAGGCACGGUCCCCCAGAGUUCUUUGGCGGCUAUGCCCCACGGGGCUGCCCGGAGGCAUUCGAUUACCGCAUGUCUUACGGUUACGGCUUUCCACCAGAGCACGAAAAAUUUCUGCCCUGGAGAGAUUGGUACGCCCCACCUCCUCCUUAUUGGGGGGACCAUUGCGGGCCAAAGGAGCAGAGAAAGAGGGGAAGAAGGGAUUGA